UUCAUCCCUGUCUCCCGGAGGCUGAAUCUCAGCGAACCGAGUGUCCUGUAGGACCUCGGUUGUGCCUCGAUGAACGAUUUUUUUUUUGUGAUAAAGAGAUUUUUGUGGCUUUUAUUGCGGUGAGAUGUAGUGGUGAGUUUGGAGGGUGCUGAGGUACAUCAGGCAACUCUAAAGAACUGUCAUCAAGGUCGUCAUGAAAAUUUAACAAAAGGAGUCUAUGGAGUAAAAAUUUGGAAGCGAAAACUUAAACUGCAAGAAGAUGUCACUGGGAAAACAUAUUGACGGACUGGUUUAUUACUGGUCAUGGAAUUCUUCAAUUUUCGGAGGUUAUUUAAUGUUUGUGCCUCUGGUUUUCCUCCAGAUCCUUACUCCUAAGUUUCAUAGAAAAGCUGUGGAUUUAGUUGUUAAUUAUUGGCAGUAUUAUGUUACGACUCUUCUGUUUCGUAAAAAAUGUGCUAUCCGAGUCACAGGCGAUCCAAUCGACUCCAAUGAAAUUUCCUUGGUAAUAUCCAAUCAUAGAACAAGAGUAGACUGGAACUUCUUAUGGCCGGUGAUGUACCAUGCAGUAACUGGAGAAAAUCGAUGGUGGUGCAGUACUAAGUUUGUCCUAAAGAAUUCUAUCAGGAACAUUCCGGGGGCUGGUUGGGUAAUGCAGAUGGCCAUGUACAUUUUUAUUAACAGAAACUGGGAUCAUGAUAAGGCCAAACUGGAUGACUAUAUUGAAUACGUCAAGGAUAAUUAUUAUAAACAUAUUUUGAUUUUAUUUCCAGAGGGGACGGAUUAUUGCCCACAGACUAAGGCUAGCAGUGAUAAGUUUGCUAACGCAAAUGGUUUGCCUAAAUACGAACACGUACUUCAUCCAAGAUCAACUGGAUUUGUUUACUUGGUAGACCAGAUGAGGGAAAAUCAAUGCCUGGAUGCAGUUUAUGACAUAACCUUGAUCUAUCCAGAUGAGUGUCCACAAAAUGAAGAAGAGUUAUUUUUGCAGGGAAAGUUCCCUAAAGAAGUCCUGGCUCAUAUUGUCAAAUAUCCAAUAAAAACACUACCUGUAUCCAAAGACGACCUAAAAACCUUCCUGGAAAAACGCUGGAAAGAAAAAGAGUCUACCAUAGCUAACUUCAAGAAAACGGGCCAUUUCCUCCAGGGCAAGUUGCUAAAGCAUGACGAAUAUCUCACCCUCCCAUGGGCGUAUUUUACACAUCUAUUCUGGAUCCUUGUUACAGGAUCGCUGCUAACUUUAAUCUACCUUAGUAACGUUUAUUGUUACCUGGUUAUAGGUCAUAUAGUUUCGCUGUAUCUUAUGCCAAUGAUUACCGGUCUAAACAUGUAUAAGUUUCGCAAAAAAAUAUUCGGGCUGUUACCGCGAGUUAAAGAAGGGAAUAAGUGUAAUCGGGAUUAAAGGGAUUAUUUAUUUAUUUUAGGCAAUUGUGAUAAGUAGGUUACAUUUUACUUUUGUACAGUGGCGAGUGGUAAAUAAGAGUUUAUUAUACGGGUUUGGCAAAUUUCUUCCUUUGAUGCCAGAAUGUAUGCAUCAACAUGCAAUAGACAUUUAAGCGCUAAACAGAGAACGAUAAUGCUUCACUCACGCGUUUGUCACUGAGGGUAAAUAAAUUAUACCACACGUCUCGACCAUCUUCAAAAUGGGUUGUGAUUAGAAGGGAAUUAGAUACACUAUCGUUCUCUUUUUAACUUGUUAUGCUGAGACUUGUUAUUGCAAGCUAACAAGUUGGUUUGUCAGGCGUGUAUACGGGCUCGGGUGUGACCAUAGAAGAAAUAGAUAGAGUAAUUUGUGUUGAGAUGUCAAAAGUCUAUAUGCAUUCUUAUCGAAUCCAGACCUCUUCGAGACUUCUUUCCUAGUCUACUACUAUAUUUUAAUUUAUAUUAGCGGAUAAAUUCAAAUACCACUCCGGUAUUGCCACAAUAUUUUUAGGUUAUGUAUACGCAAAGCUUUUUUUUCUAAGGUGGGUUGAGCACUGAUUGGUCAAGAUAAAUAUGUUCUUUACCACUGGCAAUGCCGGAAUGGCUAUGUAAGUUUAAGUAUUAGAAAUGGGUUUGGUGGGAAAGUUACCAAAAGUAUUUAGUUGCCUUUACAAGUCUGUACAAAAAGUUUUAGUUACUAUUAGAAGCAAAUAUUACCAUAAACUUUAAGAAAUUAAAUAUUACCUAUGUCUCAGCGAUCAUUACGUUCAACUUGAGUUGUGGUCAGUAGAAAAGGAGGUUCACUGUCGUUCUCUUUUCAACUUAUGGUUUAGACUUAUUAUUGCAAGUGAAUAUAUUGAUUUACGCACUCAA
Molecule: messenger RNA, 2292 nt
Organism: Anthonomus grandis grandis
Lineage: Eukaryota; Metazoa; Arthropoda; Insecta; Coleoptera; Curculionidae
Product: lysocardiolipin acyltransferase 1-like
Exons: 7
Coding region: 260-1399 (379 amino acids)
Cellular component (GO): endomembrane system
Molecular function (GO): acyltransferase activity
Source: RefSeq, a predicted model, not a curated record